Messenger RNA from Andrographis paniculata, 2327 nucleotides. RefSeq names its product proton pump-interactor 1-like. Lineage: Eukaryota; Viridiplantae; Streptophyta; Magnoliopsida; Lamiales; Acanthaceae. The coding region runs from base 197 to 2062 and encodes 621 amino acids. The transcript is spliced from 8 exons. The record is from RefSeq and is a predicted model, not a curated record.
UAAAUUUCUAUAUUGACUUCUCUUUUCCUCUCUCUCUCUUUAUUUCUCUGUGGAAGAGUUUCGAGAGAUCUGGGCCGGGGUUCCUGUUUCUCUCUCCGAAACGGUCCUUUCUGUCAAACCAGGUCCGCUCCUCAGAUUCUCCGCCGUAGCUGUCCGGGAGACUCAACCGUUUUUCAAGUGGUAUUUAAUAUAUAUCAUGGGCGUGGAGAUUGUGGAAUCUAACUUACCAGUUGUUGAAACCAAAAUUGAGGAGAACAUGUCAGGGGAUAGUGAAAAAGUGAACAUAACAUUUGGAUCUCAUGUUGUUGAGCCAUUCAAUGGGGAAGCUAAUAAAGUUUCUGAUCACAAUCUUCCAAAGGAUGCAGUUGAUGAAUGGCCAGAGCCCCAGCAGAUACACCCCUUUCAUAUUGUUAGAUAUCGUGUGCUGGAAGACCAGAGUCUGAAGGCCAAGCUUGAUUUGGCUGAUAAAGAGCUACAAAAAAAGAAUCAGGCUCGGCUGCAGAUUGUUGAAAAACUAAAAUCUAAGCGGGCAGCUCGAUCUCAAGUGAUUUCUCAAAUAAGGUUAUUAAGUGCUGAAAACAAACAGUUUAGGACACUCAUGGAUGAAAAAAGAAAAGAAAUGGAACCUCUCCAGCAGGCUCUUGGCAAGUUGAGAGGAUCUUCUGGAGGUAGAGACAGGGGCCCAGGUGUAUGCUCUUCUGAGGAAGAGCUCAACAGUGUUAUAAAAAGUUUACAAUACCGGAUUCAGCACGAAAGCAUUCCUCUCAGUGAAGAGAAACAAAUCCUGAGGGAAAUUAAGCAGCUUGAAGGGACAAGGGAAAAGGUUAAUGCAAAUGCGGCUGAGAGGGCAAGGAUUCAGGCUGCAAUGGGUGAAACGGAUGCAAUUCAAGGCCAGGUCAAAUUGAUAGGAGUGGAUCUUGACGAAGCUCGAAAGGAAAAACAAGUGGUCAAUGCGAAGCUGAAGCAGCUUGAUGAAGAGAAAUUGGCAAUAGAAAAAGAGAUUGAUGCUUUAGAGGAGGAACUGGCAUCGGUUACUCAAAAGAGAGACAAAACUUUUGAAACCAUUAAAGACAUGAGGAAACAGCGAGAGGAAGGGAAUUCCCCUUUCUAUCAAAACCGUAUGCUGUUGACCAAAGCAAAAUCACUUGCAGCAAACAAGGAAGUUGAUGCACUGAAGGAGCUCGCAGAAGCAGAAGUUGAGAAGUUUAUGUCCCUCUGGAAUAGUAAUAAAGCUUUCAGAGAUGAUUAUGAGAGAAGAAUCCUUCCAUCCCUCGACAUGAGGCAGUUGAGUAGAGAUGGUCGCUUGAGGAAUCCGGGCGAAAAGCCACUAGUGGAGACAUCAACUCUAUCUGAAGUUGAAGCUGUCAAAGCAGUCACAAAACAAAACCCCCAAGAAGACGUCUUAGCACCUACCCCGGUUGACAUCUCUUCUGACCAGAAAGUUGAGAAAACAAAGAGUGCUAAAAACUCUAAAGAUGGAAAUAAGAAAAAGGAAGCCGCCUUAGAAAAACAUGAACCAGUCGAGGAAGAGGAGUACUUCUCCAAUGAUAAGGAAACUCUUCCCAAGAAGGAAGAAGUCGAUGAGGAGAAAUUGAAGCAGCUGAAAAGAGAAGAAGAGAUAGCCAAGCGUAAGCAAGCUGAGGAAAGGAAGAAAAAGCUAGCUGAGAAAGCUGCUGCCAAAGCCGCAAUAAAAGCUCAGAAGGAAGCUGAAAAGAAGCUCAAGGAACGUGAGAAGAGAGCAAAGAAGAAGGCCGGGGUUACUGAUGCUCGUGCAGAUUCUGAAGAACCAACUGAAGAUGCUGCUGUUGCUGCUGCUGCAGAGGUCACUGAACAGCAACCGGCUGAGGACAAAAUCGAAACUCCAUUGCCACAAAAGCCCAAGGAUCGCAAAGAGCGUGCUACAGUGAGGCAUAGAGGUCGCCCCAGAGGUACAGAUUCACUCCCUAAGGUUAUGCUGAAGCGCAAGAAAAUGACGAACUAUUGGAUGUGGGGUGCUUAUGCUGCUGGUGCAGCUGUGGUGAUUCUGCUACUGGCGGUGGCUGGAUACCGAUAUCUUAGUUGAGGUAUUGUUCCAAAUAGGGCAGACUUGUCCUUGAGACGAUCAGACAGACAGACAGACUGUAAUGGUGAUGGGUUUCGGGUAACGGGAAACUGGUUUUGUAUUAAGGAGAGCCUAAGUUUUGUUUUAGCUUCGGAUGUUGUGGUUUGUUUUGGCAUAUACUAUAGAAAGGCCUGAACUUGAAAACUAAUAAUGUUUGGUGUCACAGAAUAGCCUCUUAAAAACACUUCACUUGGAAACUAUUAGUAUUAUGUUUCUUUUACUUGCA